Molecule: messenger RNA, 3306 nt
Organism: Cercopithifilaria johnstoni
Lineage: Eukaryota; Metazoa; Nematoda; Chromadorea; Rhabditida; Onchocercidae
Source: the annotation of a GenBank genome assembly
AUGCCGGUACCUCCACCGCCACCACCACCGCCUUCGUUAAGCGUUAAAUCAGGCGCUACCGCUUUGCAACCUAAAAUUAAUGACCGGUCCAAACUACUUAGUGAAAUUCAAACUGGUAUGAAGUUGCGGAAAACUAUAACUAAUGAUAGAUCUGCACCAGCAGUCGGAGGAAAAGUUGCAGAUUUGUCGGAGAUCAGUGGCGGGACUGCCAUUACUGGCGGAUCAAAAGCUCCAGCUGUUGGAGGAGUUAGUGGUCUUUUUGUGAAUGGUAUUCCGAAAAAGCCUUCUGAUAAUAAAAGGAAUCAAACAAAUGUCUUUAAAGGUGCUAUAGCUAGCCUACCGCUGCUACCAAAACCUUCUGAAAUGCAUUCAGCAAAGCCGGUAACACACUCGGGAUCUCAAGAACAGCAGAUUUCGACAUCGUUGACAGAAUUUUCCGAAACUUCUAAUGCGUGUCGUCAAACUUCUGCUGGAAUAGCCAGCCGCCUAAAACAGUUUAAUCAGGUCAGUCGACCGGGACUAGCACCACCAAUACCACCAUCGCUCAAAACCAAGCCAACUGUUGAUGAUAUCAAGUCUGCAGCGAUAAAGAAAAUUUCUAUUCCAGAACAGUUCAAAACUUUGAGACCGAAUAGGACUGCUAAUGAUGUCUCUUCUUUGCGUCGAUCUGGUAGUUCUGAUGAUGUAAGAAAUUCUCAACCAUCACUAUCGAAUAAUCGUAGCACACCUCCAUCAAGCGCUCCUCUACCUUUGAAUCCAUCUAGUUCGACUAGAAUUCCGAAACCAGCAUGUCCUCCUCCUCCACCACCUAAUCAGGCAUCUCGAAUCGGACGUCCAGUGGCUCAUCCAUUCAACCAUUCUAUACCAGCUUCUUUUCCGGGAACACUUCCCAAUGCAUCAAUCGACAAUGAUUCACCUCCUCCACCACCACCUCCUCGAAUAGCUUCCUGUACCGAUCAAAUGGAUCGUUUCACCUUUAUUCCUGUCAGAUAUGUCUUAAUCCCGUAUAUGUCUGCUCUUUACUGAAUUGACAUUGAUGGUUUGGAAGUUUAUUUCCCUUAUGACUACAUCUAUCCAGAACAAAUUCUCUAUAUGGAAGAAUUGAAAAAAACUUUGGAUGCAAAAGGACACUGUUUACUGGAGAUGCCAUCAGGUACAGGUAAGACUGUUUCAUUACUUUCUCUUGUAGUGGCAUAUAUGCUGCGCUUUCCUGAUCAUCUGGACAAGCUUGUCUAUUGUUCGCGAACAAUUCCUGAAAUUGAAAAAUGCGUUGAAGAACUUCGCAAUCUUUUCAAAUAUUACGAGCAGUGUGAUGGUAAAACGCCAUCUUUAUUUGCGGUGGCUCUUUCUGCUCGUAAAAAUUUGUGCAUUAAUGAAUCAGUAUCUUCGUUACGACAGGGUUCUCUGGUUGAUGGAGCUUGUCAAAAGCUGACGGCAAGUUUUAUGCGCGCUAAACGUAGGCUUCGUCCGGAUUUACCAUUCUGUGCAUUCUUCGAAAAAUUAGAUGAACAAAAAAAUUUCAGUUAUCCAAACGGUGUAUACAAUUUGCAAAAUUUGAGGAAACUAGGCCAGCAGAAGGGAAUCUGUCCCUAUUUUUUGUCACGCAAUGUUGUCGAUCGUGCAAAUAUUGUUGUAUAUUCUUAUCAUUAUAUUUUGGACCCGAAAAUUGCGGAAUUGGUUUCAAAAAAUUUUAGUCGCCACUCAUGUGUUGUUUUUGAUGAAGCUCACAACAUUGAUAAUGUUUGCAUAGAGUCAAUGAGCGUAUCUUUAACAAAAACAACAGUUGAAAAAGCAACGCAGAAGUUAGGUAUACUUGAGGAGCAUGUACAAAGGUUGAGGGAGGAAAACAGUGAUCAAUUGCGGGUGGAGUAUGAUCGUUUAGUUGAAGGAUUGAGGAGUAUCGAAGAAGAACGUGCGAACGAUCAAGCUUUAGCAAACCCUGUUCUUCCUGACAUGAUUUUGAAAGAAGCGGUGCCUGGAACAAUACGAAAUGCAUUACAUUUCAUUUCAUUUUUGCGUCGUUUCAAUGAAUAUCUAAAACAUCGGAUGCGAACAAAAACGGUUUUAAUUGAAAGUCCAGCAGCAUUCCUUCGCGACAUUAAUGAUUUGAUGCAUAUUGAUCGAAGACCACUCAGGUUUUGUGCGGAACGAUUUGCAUCAUUAACACGAACUUUGGAAUUGGCUGACAUAUCAGAUUUCAGUUCAUUAGUGUUAAUUACAAAUUUUGCAACUCUUGUAAGCACAUAUGCACGAGGUUUUGCAAUUGUAAUUGAGCCAUUGGAUGAGAAAAGUGGUACUGGCCAUAGCUGUAUAUUACAUCUAAGUUGCAUGGAUGCUUCAGUUGCUAUUCGUCCUAUUUUUCAACGAUAUCAUACAGUUGUCAUCACUUCGGGGACUUUAUCGCCACUUGAUAUGUAUCCAAAAAUUCUGGACUUUGAUCCAGCGAUUAUGGCAAGCUUAUCAAUGACUCUAGCAAGACCAUGUAUUGCGCCACUAAUUGUUUCAAAAGGCAAUGACCAAGUUGUUAUGACAUCUCGCUUUGAAUCUCGUGAAGACGCUGCUGUUAUUCGGAAUUACGGCAGUCUUGUUUUGGAACUUGUUUCUUUAGUACCAGAUGGUGUUGUGGUUUUUUUCACCAGUUAUCUUUAUAUGGAGAAUGUUAUUUCAACAUGGUAUGAUCAGGGCAUCAUUGACGAAUUAUUGAAAUACAAACUUUUGUUCAUCGAAACAACCGAUGCACUCGAAACAAGUAUUGCUUUAGAGAAAUAUGUGGAGGCAUGUGACUGUGGCAGGGGUGCUGUAUUCUUUUCUGUUGCAAGAGGAAAGGUAUCCGAAGGGAUUGAUUUUUCACAUCAUCUUGGUCGCGCCGUGAUAAUGCUUGGUGUUCCAUAUGUAUAUACGGAAAGUCGUAUAUUGCGGGCGCGAUUGGAAUAUUUACGAGAACAGUUGGGAAUAAGAGAAAAUGAUUUUCUAACAUUUGAUGCGAUGCGGCAGGCAGCGCAAUGCAUGGGUCGUGCACUGAGAGGAAAAAGCGAUUACGGUUUGAUGGUGUUCGCUGAUAAGAGGUUUUCACGGAAGGAUAAAAUGGGUAAACUUCCUCGUUGGAUUCAGGAAUAUAUAACCCCUGGUAAUGUCAACCUCAGCAUUGAAGAAGCUGCUAUAAUAGCAAGAAAAUGGUUUCCGCUAAUGGCGCAACCAUUCACCAAAGAGCAUCAGUUGGGGAUUUCAUUGCUUACUGAAGAAAUGCUUCGCGAAAAGGAAUUAUUGGGGAAAAAAUUUGGACAUGUUUUAGAAGAGGUUGAUUAA